AUGGGCCUGCAGCUCUCUGUCUCUGAAGAGGAGCAGCAGCACUGUGAGCAGGAGUGGAGUCACAGUCUGGGGCAGGAGGACCCAGAGUCCACACAGAUUAAAGAGGAACAGGAGGAUCUCAGGACCAGUCAGGAAGAAGAGCAGCUUCAAGGGCUCUUUGUUACCAAAGACUCCAUAUUCACUCCUCCUUGUGUAAAAAGUGAACGUGAUCAGGAGGACCCACUUCAGUCCUUGACUCUUCCCCAAACCCAGACUGUGGAGAACCGAGAGAGUGACUCUAAACCAGUGGAUCUCAAACCUUUUGUCAUUGUGAACCACAUUAAGGGUCUCAACAUUCCCUGUGACCCUCCAGAUAAUCAAAACAAUGCCUCCAGCCACAGUUCAGCUGUAAGCAGUGACACAGUAGGAUUUGACAACAGUCCACCAUUGGAUCCCAGCCCACCAUUGGAUCCCAGCCCACCAUUGGGGGAACACUGUUCCAAACCCAGCAUCACAUCUAGAAAAACUUACCACUGCCGUGACUGUGGUGAAGCGUUUGCUCUGAAAGCUGACCUGCAGAGGCAUAUGAUUCUCCCCAAGAAGAGACCCAGUGAAUGCAGCUUCUGCAAUAAACACUACAACACCACCUGUAAACUGAAGGCCCAUGUCCGACUCUGUCACGGUGGGAAACCCUAUAUCUGCCCUGUUUGUGGCAAGACCUUCAAAUACAAAGGAGGUCUCCCCAGGCACAUGAGGAUUCACAAAGGAGAGAAACCUUUUAGCUGUGGUGACUGUGGGAAAAGCUUCAAUCAGAAGGGGAACCUAACUGAACAUAUACUGAUUCACACAGGAGAGAAACCUUUUAGCUGUGGUGACUGUGGGAAAAGCUUUGGGCUCAAGCGGUACCUAACCAUGCAUAAACUGACUCACACAGGAGAGAAACCAUUUAGCUGUGGAGACUGCGGGAAAAGCUUUAAUCGCAAGGCGGUCUUAACUAUGCAUAUACGUACUCACACAGGAGAAAAACCAUUUAUCUGUGGUGACUGUGGGAAAAGCUUCCGGCAUAAGGGGUGCCUUAAGAUACAUGUACUGACUCACACAGCAGAGAAACGAUUUAGCUGCGGUGACUGUGGGAAAAGCUUCGAUAAGAGGGGGAACCUAAAAGUGCAUUUACGGACUCACACAGGAGAGAAAUCUUUUAGCUGUGGAGACUGUGGGAAAAGCUUCAAUACGAGGGGGAACCUGACCAGGCAUAUACGGACUCACAGCAGAGAUAAUUCCUUUCGCUGUGGUGAUUGUGGGAAAAGCUUCAAUGAGAAGGGGCACCUAAAUGAUCAUAUACGAACUCACACAGGAGAGAAACGAUUUAUCUGUGGUAACUGUGGGAAAAGCUUUAAGCAUAAGGGGUGCCUUAAAAUACAUAUAUUGUCUCACACAGGAGAGAAACCGUAUAGGUGUGGUGACUGUGGCGAAAGCUUCGAUGAGAAGGGGCACCUAAAUGAACAUAUACAGACUCACACAGGAGAGAAACCUUAUAGCUGUGGUGACUGUGGGGAAAGCUUCAAUCAGAAGGUGGACCUAAAGAGGAAUAUACGGAUUCACACAGGAGAGAAAUCAAAUGGCUGCUCAGUCUGUGGUAAAAGAUUCACUCAGAAGUCUCAUCUGCUGAGGCAUGUGGAUAAAGUCCACAAAGGAAGAAAACAAGACAGAAACUGAAAGAGUGAAGAGCAUUAGGACAAAGAGAUUGUUUGUCAGGUAAGUGAAUAAAAAGGCAGGAUGUGGACAAAUCUCUUUGGAAGCAACAGUGAGUUAUGGCCCUCAUCAAAUAUGCAGACGACAUGGCUCUGGUUGCUUGCCUGGAGGUCAAGUCCAUCUCCAGCUACUCCCAGUUCAUUGACUGCCUCUUGACGUGGUUUGACAAUAGCUUCCUUGACUUUAACGUCACCAGGACUAAAAAACUGUGCCUUGGAGGAAAUACAUUUUUGGGGAAAACAGAAGCCCUUCUCUCGAGCUUGUCACCAUGGAAGGACGUGGAGCAAGUCACACGUUUUAAAUACUUGGGGACAAUUUUCGACCACAAACUUAGCUUCCAGUAAAACACUGACCUCAUCUACAAAAAGGCAAGGUAGUUUCUUUCUCUGGUUUCUUUCUGUACUUAAGAAACUAUGACGUUUUAAUGCAAGCAAACUCACACUGAUCGUGGUAUACAAAUCCCUGAUUGAGUGUUCUCAAUUACAAUUCUGGUACCUCUCAGUGAUGUUUCAGUUUUUGUUUCAUUCUGACAUUUCAUUCUGACAUGUAAAUGUUUAAUGUACUUCAUUCUGACAUGUCGUGGAAUAUUCUAAUCAAGUGAGAGAGACUUUGUCAUUUCUUCAAACAAUCAUCUUUAUUUAAUAUCGAUUAAUUAUUGCAAUAAUGAAGCUGGUCGACCCCACACUCUGAAGUGUGUUGCCGAGAGCUUAACCUUACAGAAAGUGCAGAACUCUUUAUAUAAUAGAUCUAAGAAUGCUUUGCCAUGGCCGGUUCCACUACAGAUCAGGGGGCAUUAUAAGCUACCUUGGGUUCAUCUUGUGGUUAUCUGCACCUGGUGGUGUUUUACCCCCUCCCCCCAACCCGGCUUAGUCUCUCAGAUGCCAGGAUGAUUAGAAACAAAGAGGGAUUGUUCUACUACUAAGCUAUCUCUAGUAAACCCCUUGACCAUACGGCCAGACUAGCUGCAGGGAGAUAGAGUGGAGACCAUCCCUUUACAAAACACAGCAUUAGUAGAAUAUAAAUGUCUUCUACACCUGCAUUGUAAAUGUGCUUCUACACCUGCAUUGCUUGCUGUUUGGGGUUUUAGGCUGGGUUUCUGUACAGCACUUUGAGAUAUCAGCUGAUGUACGAAGGGCUAUAUAAAUACAUUUGAUUUGAUUUGAUUACUAUUUGUUAAGUAUAUAAUUGUUACUAAGAUCAAACAAUGUAAAUGUAAAUAUAUAAUUUUUCUCUCACACGUGUAAAUGUUUCAUGUGUUUCAUUCUGACAUUUCAUUCUGACAUGUAAAUGUUUAUUUAAUGUGUUUCAUUCUGACGUAAAUAUUUAUUGUGUUUCAUUCUGACAUGUAAAUAUUUAUUGUGUUUCAUUCUGACAUGUAAAUGCUGCUUCUUAACACAGCGCGCUUCCAACCCGGAAGCCAGCCGCACCAAUGUGUCGGAGGAAACACCGUGUA
This is a messenger RNA of Salvelinus namaycush (lake trout), 3184 nucleotides long. RefSeq names its product gastrula zinc finger protein XlCGF57.1-like. Lineage: Eukaryota; Metazoa; Chordata; Actinopteri; Salmoniformes; Salmonidae. The transcript has 2 exons. Gene Ontology annotation, cellular component: nucleus. The record is from RefSeq and is a predicted model, not a curated record. The coding region runs from base 1 to 1695 and encodes 564 amino acids.